Ostrea edulis (European flat oyster) is the source of this 2630-nucleotide messenger RNA. RefSeq names its product G protein-activated inward rectifier potassium channel 4-like. Gene Ontology annotation, cellular component: plasma membrane. NCBI's taxonomy places the organism in Eukaryota, Metazoa, Mollusca, Bivalvia, Ostreida, Ostreidae. The transcript is spliced from 3 exons. Gene Ontology annotation, biological process: potassium ion import across plasma membrane; regulation of monoatomic ion transmembrane transport. Gene Ontology annotation, molecular function: inward rectifier potassium channel activity. The record is from RefSeq and is a predicted model, not a curated record. The coding region runs from base 654 to 1997 and encodes 447 amino acids.
UCUUAUAUGAAUUUACAUUCUACUUUCAUUUUUGUCGGAAUUCCCAGUCGUUAAGAUAGACGAACUAUAAUAUUUAUCUGUGUUCAUCCUCGCAUUGUUUACAACUGUAACGCAUCACAACUUGUAGAGAUGUAGAAGACAAAAACAUUAGAAAUUAACACGUGACGUUUCAUCUUGAGACACCAGAAGGGCAGACAAAUUGGGUACAGGACCAGUAACUUUAAAUGGCUACUGGUUCUGUGGACCAGUGAGACCAAAUGCUCUUGUUGUGAACACUGGCGAUGUACAGGUAUAUCUUCUACAGAAACAAGCUAGCCAUCAGCAAUACAAUCGACGUUAUAUAGCCUAAAGACAACGGCUGUACCAUGACAUUCCUACAGACAUGCUCAAGUCGUCCAUCAAAUUCGAUCAUAAUUCAUCUGUCAGAAUAAUCAUCGAUGGACGAUUAGGGACAUUUGUCUUUCAGGGAACCUUAAGACAAUCCCUUCUGUAAUCCGAUUGGUUGAGAUGAAUUUAAUGUUACAUUUGUACAGAAAGCCAUUAAAUAGGUAUUUUGGCAAGACAGGUUAGUUCCCAAUUAUGAGCUAGAAUCUGCAGAAGUAGGACGUUUAUAACGCGUCUACAAACGUUUCUUCUUAACUCUACAAAGCAACAUGUUGAAGUCUCUCUCUAACCUACAAUUAAAUAAAAAGAAACCAGAGGAUGCAGAACAGUUAGUGGACUUUCCGCUAUCGUCCGAAGAGGAUGCCUCCCUCAUCACAAAGCUUCGGAAAGGCUACCAACUUGGGCGGCCUGCUUUGGUGAAGAAAACUGGGAAAUAUCGGGUUACCUACAAAGGACUGUCCCAUUCCGAGCGCCGCUCUUUCAUUUUAGAUAUAUUUCAAACUUUGAUAGACCUGAAAUGGCGCUGGGCGAUUUUAAUUUUUGUGCUGACCUUUUUUGUUGUUUAUUUUGUUUUCGCACUGAUAUGGUAUAUGCUGGCAAAAGCUCAUGGAGAUUUCGAUAACUUGAACAACCCAAACUGGAUUCCUUGUGUAGAAAGGGCCAAAACCUUUGCCGACCUUUUACUGUUUUCCAUCGAGUCGCAGACGACAAUCGGGUAUGGCACCUUCUACCCUAACACGUCCUGCAGCGGAAGUCUUUUGCUGAUCUUCGUUCAGAUCACCGUUGGUUUUCUCUUGGAAACACUCUUGGUUGGUUUCUUGUUGGUAAAAAUAUCUAGACCAAAGCACAGACGGCACACACUUCUGUUCAGUGAGAAAGUUUGUAUUUGCAAAGAGGAUGGGGAACUCUGCCUGGAAAUUCGUGUGGGGGAUCUGAGGAAAUCCCAUCUGGUUGACACCACAUCGUUUGGAAUCUUUGUCAGUGAGAAGGUAUCCAAGGAGGGAGUAGUCUACCCUUUAUACCAACAGCAGAUGGAGUUUGAAGCGCAUGAGAUGCAGGAUAGAGUCUUCAUGAUGUGGCCUCUCAUUUUAAGACACAAAAUCAACGAAGAUAGUCCGUUAUAUGAGCUGACAUUUGAUCAGUUGCUGUCUAAUACGUUUGAAAUGAUCAUCAUUUUAGAGGGAACGAUUGAAGCAACCGGAGAAAUUUGCCAGGCCAGAACUUCAUAUUCUUCUGGAGACAUUGUGUGGGGACAUCGAUUCGUCAACAUAAUCGAUUUUGACAAUGAUAAUGGUCAAUGGAGGGCUAACUUUGAAAAGUUCAACGACACCGUCCCCACGCCAACGCCCAAAUGUAGCGGCAAGCAGCUCGCGGAAAUUUACGGAGUUAACUGUCAGUCGAAAAGUCAGAUGCAGCGAACGGACAGCAGCGGGACAUUCAAGAGAUCUCAAAGUCAAAUAAUAACACCCAUGACCAUCGAGGAACCAUCAGGUUCAGCUAAAACACUUGAUCGACGACCCCGGCCGUACCGACACAGCAGAGCUCCGUUUUCGUUCGGUGGAUUCCAGUCUGAACAUCUAAAAAUCGGACGCCACCUCAACAUCUACAAAUGAUGGAUGACCUUGAAGUGAUUUUUUUAAAAAAAAUAAUCUUACAAAUUCUAAUGAUACAAAGAUGGAUUCACAUAUACUCUCCCAGUGGCGUAUCUGCCAUAUAUUUACACUUCAAAGUGAAUGAAAAAAGAAAUCAAUGUUAGUAUAGUUUGGUGCAAACGAUAUCUGUAAUUUUUAGCACGUAUUUAAAAAUGCAUGUUCCAGGUGGGGUGAAACUUGGAAAAUAAAGUAAAUAAACAACAACAACAAAAAUCCGUUCACUCAAAGCAUCCAUUCUUUUUUUAAUUCUAUGAAGAAGUACAAUGUUUAGGAAAAUUGAUAGUCCAGCGUGUCUCUCUGAAACUGUCCCUUAAACAAUGUUUAGGAAAAUUGAUAGUCCAGCGUGUCUCUCUGAAACUGUCCCUUACACAAUGUUUUUCAAGUUUCACCUCUGGUUAAUUCUACAAGAAAAUGGUGACAGAAAUCCAAACGAUUCCUGAACAACACCGCAGUCCUCGGGGGACUGAAGGGAGUAUGAUGUCUCGGUUUGUGUAAAUGUUUUCGUACAUUGUACAUGUGACUAAAUGUAUUGUGGUAGUUAUGACGUAAUACUCUUUGUCUUUCUUGAUUUUCAAAUAAAUUCAUUGCAAUAUU